GUGGUCACUGAGACACUUGUUUUCUGAUAAAGAGGAAGGAAAAACCACCAGCUGUUGUCCUGGAUGCUCAGUGACAGAGUGAGCCCUGGCAGAGAAGUGUUCCUGAUUUACCUCAGCUUGGAGAACGCGGAUCAGUGGGGCUGGAGAGGGAGCAGCUGUGUCCCCAGGAAGGAUGGGAAUGGUGCUGCGAGCAGCCGUGCUCAUGAGUUCCCUUUUCCACUGCAGCGCUUUUCUGGACCUGAGUGGCCCCAGUGAGAUCAGAGGUGUCUGGAAGGAGUCUAUCACACUGCCUUGUGUCUAUGUGCCUGUCGAGGACCUUGUGCAACAAAGCCUCACCUGGAGUGUGGUACAUGACAAGGGCUCAGGCACCAUCUUUCGGAGGGAUGGCUCCAGCGACCAGGUUCUCCUGUCUGAGUACAGGGAGAGGCUCAGCGUCCCAAAGGAUGCCCCAGGAAAUGUGUCUCUCCUCAUCCUGAACCUGGAGAUCUCUGAUAGAGGAACCUACACCUGCCAGGUCACCUGGAGAGAUAGCAACAACAGCCUGAUAGCAAAGGAGAUCACCACCAAACUGGAGGUUGUUAAAGUGGCAGCCACCAAGCCCAUCAUCAGAGCUGGAGAGCCGGGGCUGACGCUCCCGGCCGGGGCCAGCACCAGCCUGACCUGCGAGGCCCGCGGGUCCCCUCCCAUCAGCUACCGCUGGUUCCGGAGCGCCCCUGCGGGCAGGGCCGAGCUCCUGAGCACUGCGGCAGAGCUGGCGUGGCCCAGCCUGCGGCCCUCGGACAGCGGCACGUACUUCUGCGAGGCGGAGAACAGGGCCGGGGCCGGGGCCGUGCAGCGCAGCGAUGCCGUGCAGCUGACCGUGACAGAUCUGCUCACAACAACAGCAGCCUUGCAGAGGAAUGUGGGAACCAUAGGGGGACACCACUCAACCACAGGUCAGGACAAAACUCAAACAGAGCUGGAGUCGGGAGGUACGUCAGGAAUCUCCUGGACUCCAUGGGGCCCCACCACUACUGCAGAUCUGCCCAUAACAGCAACAACUUCUGAGAGUGGUAUGGGAUACCCAGGGAAGAAUGAAACAAUUCGUGAUUUCCAGAGGACUGGCGUGUCCCUGUACCUGGUCAUUCUGAUUGCUGUGGUGUGUGGUGCUGUGGUUUUCCUUGUCAUCUCUCUCAUCCUUUGCAUUAGAAAGCCCAAAGACGCUCAAGUCUACGACGUAAAAUUCCAUACCUCGAGAGCAGCAGCUUCUUCAAGCACAUGUCACUACGAGGAACCCAUCUCUUCCACUGAAAACAUCUAUGUGAUGGAGCUCAGGGAAAACAAAACCUCUGAAGAUGUAAAUAAGAAUGUGUCUGACUGUGUUGCAAACCCCCAGGAAUCUGAGUAUGAAGUAGGGGACACUUCCUGAGAACCAACAAUGCUCUGCAGAUACCAGUCCUGAGGAGCACCUUCACUCAGACAAAAUAAAUACUUCUUUUCGCUUUUGUCCCUGACAAAUAGAUGGGACAAGCAGUGGUUGCCCUCCCUUCACAACCCCUGCAGUGAAAACGCAUACCUCUUCAGGAACUUCAGUUACAGACUGCUGUGUAGAACUUCUGAUUCUGUUUUCCUUGAUUCCCUCUCACCAGCUCUAUCCAAGAAAGCCCUUUGAAUGCUGCAGCAUGCAGGUCCCAGGCUAGGAGCACAGUUCUGAACUUACUCCUUUAUAUGGCUAAAAGUGUUUCCAGCCUUUGUGUGGUGGGAGGAGAGCCAGCACUAAGGGCUGCUCAGCAUCCCCAUCCCUGUGGGUGAGCAGGGCAGGGGAUUGCAGAGCAGGGGCUCGCUUUGGGGAUUGAUGGUUCUUCUCCUGCCCACCUGAUGCUGCACUAUCACCGUGGAGGCCCAACCAGGAAAACAGACUGGGGACACAGAUCUGGGUGCAUCAACAGCAGCAGGGCAGAAGACCCUGCCCUUAGUUUAUUUUUCCAUUAUAUAUCUGUGUCAAGGUGACCAUGGAUUGGAGAAGGGUAUCGCCACCUCUCCUGUCACAUUGGUCCAGGAGGCUGUCAUUCAACCUCCCCUUGUCUUGGAGAAAGUACUCAUAACAUUGCCAAUAUUUACAAAACAUGGUCCUGUGUUUACAAUUCACCAGCGUGAGAAACUGCACGUUUCUCCUUUAAUAUGAACGCUCAGCAAACCAGGAAAAUUCAUGGCAACAUCUCACCCUUUUAAGUAUAUUAAAAAGAAAACAAAAAAAGAAAAAUGAACAAUUCUAUGACAGGAAAAAAGAAAGAAAAAAAAAACCUGUAUAAAGUUCACCGACCUUCAUUUAGGUAACGGUGUGAGGGCUACAUGUUGGUCUGAUUCUGCCUUUGCUACCCAGGGUUUCACCCUGAACCCCUUGCAAUAACCUGCUCAAAAUAUCUCGAGCAUAGUCUAACAUAAUUCAACCAACACCCUCAUAUAUUUAAAUUUUUAUAAGAUACAAGGGAAUAUACGGUGCAAAAGGCAGGAGCAUUCCAAGAAAAAUCAAUCACUCAAUUCAAAAUUCUGAACCCCAAAAGUUCUGUCCCAAAACCACAACCCCCAAACAACAUGCACUUUCCCCACAGAGGUCACAAUGGCUACCAUACAUAAAACUGAGCCAUAGCAAACAAUUCCUCUGAGUCCAUGAUUAACAGUCCGCUGGCUCUCAGCAUCACACUGCUUCAGUCUGUCCUUGUCCAGCAGCUCCACAGGAUCCAAAGUCUCUAUGGAGGCCAUAUAGGAAAAGAGAGGAUGCUAGUCCAUGUCCAUGUUAAUCAGAUCUCGAAGAGGCUUCUGUGAUGGGUGGCACUAGGGUGGCACAGGGUGCACAAGGUUUCAGGAUCAAACAGGAUCAGUCCAAUGCACCUGAGGCAGCUCAGCAGACUUUCAGCGGCCACCUCCAUGGCAAAGAUCCCAGAACCUGAGGAUAGAGAACUUAGAAAACACAAAUUGAGCAAUUGACUUUUUCUCAAAGAAUGCAUGCAACAUAGGAUGUGGACGUAGAAACCCACUGCAAGGUCCAAGGAAAACUGACCAUAGCUAUGUGGCAACAUCAACACUUCCUACACUUGAGAUGAUGGCUGUACACCAGCCAGAGAAUUUUGCUCUUGUUCUAGAGCUUGGGAAACUGUUUCGUCCCCCUGACGUCUUCGUCUUUUUCUUCGCCUCCGAGUUUUCGGGCUUGGCGUGGGCUCAUCAUGACCCACUGCUUUACAAGUUUCUGCAGUAUGGUCUGAACCCCCACAUUGUGCGCAGAGAAACAAGGGAGUCACUUUCUGUGCCUCCUUUUCCUGUUCUCCACUAGGCUGAAUAUCUGCCUGUGUCUCAUGUCCAGCAUUCUGCCUCUGUUCAGCCGGCUGUGAAGCAGCCGUUGGGGUCAUCACCAUAGAAUCACAGGUGUUUAGAACUGCACAGGUCUGGACCAUCUCCAGGACAGUAGAAGUCUCUGGAAUGGUUUCCAGGAGCCUCUGGCAAGCAGAAUUAGCAUGGCUUCUUGCUAAUUGCUCCAAAAUUAUCAUUGUCAAAGUUAUAUCCUUGACUCUCGUCUUUAAAAAAUGCAUCAGACGCGAUAUAAAUUCAUUAAAAGCUUCCUCUGGCUUCUGUGCUAUGUCUAAGAAGUCUUCCUUUGGGGAGAAGGAUAACUUGGUUUUUAUCAAUGCAGAUAUCCCUAUGUAUCUGCACGAAUCUAAAACCCUGAAAGAAAGGCCAGCUUGCACAUCAGGGCAAGCAUAUUGACUCCUCCCCAUGAGUAGGUCAGCUCCGACCCCAAACAAGGGAUCAUCUCGAGGCAGGUGGCUAUUUUCGACAGCCAUUUGUCCAGCUAGGAAUUUCCAAUUUCUUUCAAAGGUAAAAACCUGUUGAGGUUCAAGCAUCAUUGUUGCAAGACCUCUUAUUACAUAAGGAAAGAUCAGAUUCUCAAAUUCUGCACUGAUCCAUUGAAUUGCCUCAGUGAAGCUUAUAUUAUCUUCUGCCACGUCCCUUGAUAAGGGAAGCGGGACUGCCCAUGAUGGGUCAUCAUGGCUAUGAUGCUGUGGAACCACGUCCACAGCUCCCUGAACUGGCUCGGGCAAAGCUGCAUCUUCAGGCAGCAGCUCUCUUAGGUCAGCAGCCUGGUUCACCUGGGAUGCCGAACUAAAAGCCUCAUCCGAUUUCACGACAGGGAAAGCGUGCACAUCAGACAACGCUUUUGCCCCGUUAUCAUCUCCCACAGCCGACCCGGCCCCGUAGGGGGGGUGGGCGGGGGACAGUGACUCGCUCAGACUCCUCUCUGAGCGGGGGGGCGAUUGUCGCGCUGGGCAGGGAGGCGUGGCCGAUCGGCCACAGCUUUCAGCUCCUGUUCCAUCAGCCGAUGGGUCGGUGGCCGGGGCCAGAGCCGGCAGCAGCUCUGCGGCUCCAGCGCUCGGCCCCGUCCCCUCUGAACGGAGGGGGCAUGCGGCGGGGCCGCGCGGCGGCGCGGGGGGGCUGUCCAGCGCGGGUGGCCCCGCAGCAGCGGGCAGCGUUGCGCCCAGCCCUCCCCCCGCGGCGCCGGACCGGCACCGGACGCGUGGGGCGGGGCGCGGCGCGGUCGGCGGCGGCGGCGGCUCCGCUGCGGGCACCGCACGGACCGCCGGCGGCAGCGACCCCGCGCACAGCAUUUGGCGCGGCGGGGGGACGGGGCAAGGAGGGGCCGUCCCCGCCGCUCUCGCCUGCCGAAUCCUGCGCGGAGCAGGUCGCGGCGGGGCGGGGCGGGCCGGGGAGGCGGCGGCAGGGGGCGGCGCCGGCAGCGCUGGGGGCGGCGUGCACGGCGGCCCCCCCGGCUCCCCGCAGGGGGCCCGAGGCGGCGCGGCUCCGCGCGGCAGCUGCAGGGCGGACCCCGCAGCGGUGGCGGGCAGUGGGGGGGUCGCCGCGGCACGGCGGCCCGGGGCGGCGCGGGCGAUCCCCCGCGCUCGGCGUGGGACCCGAUGCCGAGCGCUCCGCCCCCUCGGCACCCCAGCUCCCCGCCCGGCAAACCGCGCGGGGAGCGGACCGAAAAAAGCUUUCCAGUCCUUCCAAAAACCCCGCUGGGCGCGCCCAACCCCCGACAUGGGGGUGGGGGUCUCCUGCAUCGGCUCCAACCCUGCAUCAGAGCAAUCCUCGUCAGAAGCGACGGAGCUCGCAGGGGAGCCAGUGCUGCUUCCUGUCGAAAGCCCAGAAUCAACUUCAAAGUCCUCUCCAGCCUCUUUUAGAAGUGGGAAGACUGUUGUCCAUGCCCGUAAAAGAGUGCCUGCCUUAGAGUUUCCGUCAAGGACGGCAGAGAAAAGGCUUUUUCCCAGGGUUCUCCAUGGG
This is a messenger RNA of Prinia subflava (tawny-flanked prinia), 5310 nucleotides long. Its product is annotated as V-set and immunoglobulin domain-containing protein 4-like. Lineage: Eukaryota; Metazoa; Chordata; Aves; Passeriformes; Cisticolidae. Gene Ontology annotation, molecular function: complement component C3b binding. Gene Ontology annotation, biological process: negative regulation of interleukin-2 production; negative regulation of macrophage activation; negative regulation of T cell proliferation. Bases 173 to 1408 code for a protein of 411 amino acids. The record is from RefSeq and is a predicted model, not a curated record. The transcript has 9 exons.